Mycena indigotica is the source of this 1941-nucleotide messenger RNA. RefSeq names its product Beta-glucan synthesis-associated. Gene Ontology annotation, cellular component: endosome. Gene Ontology annotation, molecular function: phosphatidylinositol binding. The record is from RefSeq and is a predicted model, not a curated record. The transcript has 10 exons. The coding region runs from base 13 to 1941 and encodes 642 amino acids. NCBI's taxonomy places the organism in Eukaryota, Fungi, Basidiomycota, Agaricomycetes, Agaricales, Mycenaceae. Gene Ontology annotation, biological process: protein retention in Golgi apparatus; retrograde transport, endosome to Golgi.
CUUUUGACGGUCAUGGACGGCUUCGAUGAUCUUCUCAGUUCGUCGCGCGGCGGAAUUGACCACAACCCCUUUGCCGACCCUUUCGCGAACCGAAGCUCUUCGCCAGACCCUUGGUCUCAACCGUUUCGCCAGGAGACAGAGGACGUCUAUCAAUACCCGCAAUCCACUACUCCUCCUGUGGAAGAGCAAGAAGUUGAACUAGAAACACCCGUUGCCGUUGAGACUUCCGCUGCUGCCCCAGAGUCAGAAGAAGGCGUGCAUUCCGACCCGUUAGACUCUGCUGCUGCUGCUGCUGAAGUAGACAAUGUCUUGUCUCCCGGCUUCAGAGAAAGUGUUGAAGAACCAGAGCAUGACCCCAACUUUUCCGAAAUCGCGACGAUACGGCCAACAGAGCCCGAAGAAAUGCAACCUUCGAUUCCCAUUCCCGCUGAUCAUCCUCAUGCCCCACCACCACCAACAACAACAACAACAACAACAACAGCUCGUCUUUCGGAAAGCGCGCCUUCACUGCCUCCACAGUCCACUGAGCCCAGUUGGGGUCCAUUGGGCCUCAAUUCAGCUCCGAUUCACUCCUCUUUCCCGAAUCUUUCACUGGGAGGAGAGCCUGCGCAGUCGGCUUGGGGAGAACAUGACAAUUGGAGCAACGACCACCAACCACCAACACGCCUUCCCACCGACGAUGACAGUGACGAUGACAAACCCGUUUUACAGACAGUUCGACAUCCAGAGCGGAGCGAAAACCCUGCAAAACUCACGCAGGACGGCCUUCCACCUGUUUUUGUUAUUACCGUGGACGACCCUCAAAAGGUCGGCGAUCCCAUUCGCUCUUUCACAAUGUACACUGUGCACACAAGGACCACCUCGCCGCUCUUCACAAAAUCCGCUUUCUCAGUUCUUCGUCGCUACUCCGACUUCCUUUGGCUCUACGAAACGCUCUCUCAAAACAAUCCGGGUGUUGUCGUGCCGCCAGUUCCCGAAAAGAGUCCAUUUGGUCGGUUCGACGACCAAUUCGUCAAGCAACGAAGACAGGCGUUGGAGAAGUGUAUCACGAAAACCGCAAACCACCCUGUGCUGAUGAAGGACCCCGAUCUGAAACUCUUCCUCGAGAGCGACACAUUUUCACUCGAUGUAUUAAACAUCGCAAAGCAGAGAUCGCCCAAGCCAGCGGUGGACUCAUGGCUUCUAUUGGGCAAAGUCUUGCAGGCCCCAGAUUCUACGAAACAGACGAGGCAAUGGUUUGAUCGUCAGAAGGUUUAUUUGGAUUCACUCGAGGCACAACUACGUGGUUUGGUCAAAGCAAUCGAGACUGUGUCUAAACAGCGUGAAGAGUUGGCAGUGUCGAUGGGUGAAUUCGCUCAAGCCGUAUCGGACCUAUCGUCAUCGGAUGUGGGUAAGCAGCUAGCCCAGUCACUAGCAGGGCUCGCAGAGGUCCAACGCAAGACGCAAGACCUCCAACACCGACAAGCAGAACAAGAUCUCGUGACGCUGCUUAGCACUGCGGACGAGUAUUCUCGAUUGAUUAAUUCUGUUCGGCUUGCGUUCAGUUCCCGCAUUCGGAGCUACCAUUCAUGGCGGUCAGCCGAGGCUGAAUCGGUUCGUGUCAAGCAAACACAUGAAAGAAACCGAGCCCAAGGCCGGAUUCCAAACGAGCGCGUAGGUUACUCGUUGACGCAAGUAUCGGAGUCUGAACGACGUGCGCUGGAUGCCAAACACGAAUUCGACCAAGCAACCAAGCUCGUCAAAACAGAGGUCGCUCGCUUUGAGCAGGAGCGAAUCGACGAUUUCAAAGACUCACUACAUGCAUUUCUGGAGGGGAUGAUAUCGCGACAGAAAGUGUUGAUUGGUAGCUGGGAGAAUUACCAACAAAUGCUGCUAAAAAAGGUUGGAGGAGGAAGAGGCUUACCGCCUGCUGCAGGACAAUCAGCCGUGCCAGUUGCCUAG